UCAUGCUGCUGCCAGGUCCAGAGUCUCUCAUGGGUCCCUGUACGGCCUCCCAUUGCUGCUGUCUCCAUCGCCACACUCUGCCAUGUGCCACUUUCAGGUCUCCUCACACACUGCUGGUGUGUGUUGAAUUUUUUGACAUAGGGUGCUGGCAGAUUACGGGCCUCCUAUAGCUGCUGCCAGGCCCCUAAUCUGCCAUGGGCCCCCUAUAUACCGCCUCCUCAUGCUGCUGCCAGGUCCUAGAGUUCUCAUGGGUCCCGUGUAACGGCCUACCAUUAGCUUGCUGUCUCCACGCCCACUCUGCCUUGUUGACACUUCAGGUCUCUCAACACAUUGUGUGUGUGAAUUUUUUGA
Molecule: messenger RNA, 351 nt
Organism: Staurois parvus
Lineage: Eukaryota; Metazoa; Chordata; Amphibia; Anura; Ranidae
Source: the annotation of a GenBank genome assembly